Molecule: messenger RNA, 987 nt
Organism: Syzygium oleosum
Lineage: Eukaryota; Viridiplantae; Streptophyta; Magnoliopsida; Myrtales; Myrtaceae
Product: multifunctional methyltransferase subunit TRM112 homolog A-like
Exons: 2
Coding region: 309-677 (122 amino acids)
Biological process (GO): rRNA (guanine-N7)-methylation; tRNA methylation; peptidyl-glutamine methylation
Molecular function (GO): protein heterodimerization activity
Source: RefSeq, a predicted model, not a curated record
GGCGCGUUGAGUGGCUCUUCGAAGAGAGCCGCCGUUCAUCGGAAAGCCACCGAUUGUUCUUUCUUGAAUCAUGAUAUUCAUAAUAUUUUUCGGGGUUCGUGCAUAGAUUGGAAUUCGGAAUGGGCUGGAUGUAUGCGCUCUAAGAUCUCGAUUUAUUGUCUUAAUUGAUGUUGAUACAUCCAAGAAUUGCUGCGGCUUGUGGGAUUUCAGCUGCGGUUUUGCGCAUUUCACUGCUCUGUGAAAGGUGAGGAAGGAUUAACAGAAGAAUCUUGACAACCGAAAACUUGUGAGACGGAUAACUUUUCAAGAUGAGGCUCUUGACCCACAACAUGCUUUCAUCAAACAUUAAGGGAGUAACCAAUGGCUUCCCCCUUGGCAUUGUGGUGGAGAAAGUAAUAGAGAAACCAGUGGAGAUGAAUCCCGACUUUCUCAAGAAUAUGUUCACCAAGAUCGAGUGGAAAGCUCUCGUGGAUGCAUCUCGGUCCAUGGGCUACGCGGAUCUUCCUGACCAAGCGGAUUCCUCAAUGCUUGACUCCGUCGAUUUUCUGCAGAGGUUUCAUCAUGCCCUUUUAGAGCUCCACCUUGAGGAAGGCACGUUGGUUUGCCCAGAGACUGGGAGGAAGUUUCCUGUCAACAAGGGAAUACCCAACAUGCUCCUUCAUGAAGAUGAGGUCUGAUUUUGGUUGGAUCGACUUGACUCUGUUGUGCCAUUUGUGAUUCAAGAUUUAGUGAAGUUAUGUUAGGUGGAGGUUAGUUAACCAUCUAUUACUUCGCUUGUUUGAGUAGAGACUAGGUGUUUUGUGGUUUGAUUGAUGCAAGAGGGUUUAAUAGCAGAAAAGGGCUUGCAAUGCAGUUCGGGUCGAUGUAAUUAUUGUUACAAUUUUUACCUGAUCUAGUCUUUAUGAGUUAUCUCUUGACAUUUGAGGUGUACUUUGCUCAUGUCAAUCUAUGAUUACUAGGUCCAGAUAGUGAUGUUAUCUCUCUUCA